AUGAAGUCUGAGAAGUUUUUCAAGGGAGUUUGGGAUGGAGGAGAGAUGUCUUACGUCGAGGCUGGUAAAUUUUUCAAUGAUGAGAAGACUAAAAAAAGGAUGGAAGCUGUUGGUGUAGAGAUUCUGAAGGGAUUGCCAUUUGGUGGAUUUGCUGCUUCCGCUAUUUCAAAGCCAAAACAGCAAGAAAUCAAGACUGAAGGAUCAUCUCUUCAAGAAUCCGAAAUCAAAUCAGAAGAGUCGAAGACGAGUGACCCUCCUUUUGCCGGGAUUCGGCAAAAGCACGGUCACUCUUCGAAGAUGUCAAUCGAAGAUUUGGAAGACAAAGUACGAAUGCUAGAGGAUUUCAUGGUUGAAAUCAAAAGAACUCAAAUGAAUGAAUCUAAACAUACCCACUUCCUCCUCUCCCAGCUUCGACGAGAAAUCAGCCAACACGAACUUCGAGUCGAAGCCCAACUUCUUGAGAUGAAGAAAGAGCUUGGCGAGAGGAAAGCGAAGAAAAGGGGAACCUGGCGCCGAUUCUUCUGCCUUUGA
Molecule: messenger RNA, 531 nt
Organism: Oikopleura dioica
Lineage: Eukaryota; Metazoa; Chordata; Appendicularia; Copelata; Oikopleuridae
Source: the annotation of a GenBank genome assembly